GAAAAUAUAGUUAACAAUAUUCAAUUAUCUUCAAAAAGUUACUUAUAACUAAAAACAUUGAACUUUGUGCAUAAAAUUGCCGACUUACCGAUGGGCGCACGUAAUUCCACGCCGCAAACGGCGCACAUCAUCAAUCCGGUGCGUGCCAGCGCCAUACACGUCACACCGAGCGUUAUAAGUCGCUUGGAAAGUGCCAAGCAGCAAAUAUCGGAAGUGGCCGUACCAACGCCAACGAAAGACGAACAAAUCCAUUGUGCACGCUGCUGCACUUGCGGCUACUUCAAGGGCAAAGACAAGGAGGCCAGCCUGUUGGCCAUGAAAUCCAACGAAUUGCAAGAGGCGCAAUAUGUGAAGACUUUGGAGAAGCUGGAAGCCAUGCUGGGCAAACCCGUGCGCUUUGCUGAAGUGCACAAUAAAAAUCUGAAGAAAUUGGAGCACAAACUGAUCAAAUGCUAUGCAGACAAUCCACGCAAGCCGCUUCACUGCUCCGAUGCAGCAAAGGAGUAUCAUAAUUUCGUUUUCAAGCAACAAUUCGAUGCAAUACUUAGUGCCAAGAAUAUAACAACACAAAAUAAACAAUAAACGCUA
This is a messenger RNA of Zeugodacus cucurbitae (melon fly), 588 nucleotides long. RefSeq lists its product as uncharacterized. The record is from RefSeq and is a predicted model, not a curated record. NCBI's taxonomy places the organism in Eukaryota, Metazoa, Arthropoda, Insecta, Diptera, Tephritidae. The transcript has a single exon. Bases 91 to 582 code for a protein of 163 amino acids.